AACAACCUUGUUGCCACUAUAAAGAUUAUUGUCCUCUCAGGAUCAGCUCCUCGACAGAAAGGGAAAAUGUCAACACAUUUUAGCGCAAAUCAGUAUGAACAAGCCUUUGCUGCUAAACGGUUGCAAAAUUGGGAAAUUCCGAAGCGGUUUAAGGAGAGGCCAUCCACUCUUGAGGGAUUUACGCAACCCAUCAGUAAUGACCGCGGCCAUAUUUUGCCUGGAAUCCCGCGCUCAUCAAAAAGUCCAUGGGGUGAGUUUGUCGGAACAUGGGACAUGGAAAAGGCUCCUCUCAGGACAAAAACCAUGAAGACUACUGCAAUGUCUACAGGCAUGCAAAAUGCUGAAGAGGUCAUUGAAGAAAAGGCACCAAGCCCUAAGCAAGAAGUUGUGCCAGAGAAAGCAAGAACUCCAACACCCCAGCAGGAAGCUAUAAGAACACCAAGCCCCAAAGAGGUCCAAGAGAGAGCAAGUUCUAGACCUCUGAGUCAGGAUAACCAAUUUAAGAAGUCACCCAGUCCUGCUAAAGUGAAAACUCCUGACCCCCCUGCCUCUCCUGCCAAGAGCCCUAUCCAAAAUGACAACUCGCCUAAGAAGCGAGUUGUAUUGUCUGACCCAGUUUAAUUAAUUUCUGCAUCCUGUUGUGAACUGUAAGUAAAAUCUUUGAUCAAAAUGUAAAACACACUGACGCAGUUACAUGAC
Messenger RNA from Orbicella faveolata, 699 nucleotides. Its product is annotated as protein Flattop homolog. Gene Ontology annotation, cellular component: ciliary basal body. Gene Ontology annotation, biological process: cilium organization. The record is from RefSeq and is a predicted model, not a curated record. Lineage: Eukaryota; Metazoa; Cnidaria; Anthozoa; Scleractinia; Merulinidae.